This is a messenger RNA of Bipolaris victoriae FI3, 189 nucleotides long. RefSeq lists its product as hypothetical. The record is from RefSeq and is a predicted model, not a curated record. Lineage: Eukaryota; Fungi; Ascomycota; Dothideomycetes; Pleosporales; Pleosporaceae. The transcript has a single exon. Bases 1 to 189 code for a protein of 62 amino acids.
AUGAUUCCCCACAACUCGAUCGAUGGCACAGGAGUUUCAAAAUACCGUCUUAGGCAUCAAAUCAAGCAGCGGAUUUGGCCAAUACAGCCAAUUGGCAUAUUUGGGUACAUCUCCAUUGAUCUUCACCAUUUCAUCGGGCCGGUUCCUCAGAGUUCCAGCAGUUUGGAGCCAUUGAUAUCGGGUGGGUGA